Molecule: messenger RNA, 2490 nt
Organism: Exophiala oligosperma
Lineage: Eukaryota; Fungi; Ascomycota; Eurotiomycetes; Chaetothyriales; Herpotrichiellaceae
Exons: 2
Coding region: 1-2490 (829 amino acids)
Biological process (GO): transmembrane transport
Cellular component (GO): membrane
Molecular function (GO): sulfate transmembrane transporter activity
Source: RefSeq, a predicted model, not a curated record
AUGACCAGUCGAUCGCCCUCCUCCUCGAGAGGUUCUAGUCCUCCACCAUCCCCCAGGCGUCCUCCGCACCCUCAUCCUACCUCUCGAACUCCCUCCCAGCAUGUGCCAGUGACUCCCAGCCGACUGCGGGAGGCUACAAUGGCCAGGUCAAAAUCGAACGAAGAGGUGGGACCUGUGCCGCCAGUACUCCGGAGUGACCAAAAUAUACCAACGGUGCUUGAGCCUGAAUCUCUAUUAGAUGAUGCAGAGUCCUCGGUACAUGGCCGAAUCGAGGAGCCCUCUGCUGCAGAACUCAAUGUUAGGAGCAGACUACUGGGCAAUUACAAUCAUAAUCACAUCUGCGGACUACGCAACUGUAACCAUGGCACAUUUUCUCCCAGAGCACCGUCGCUACGGAGUGAGGACGGCAGCCUUGACAGCACCGCUGUCCCCUUUGGUGGUGUUUAUCCUGGAACGUCGGCCGACGACGGCAGCCCCCGGGACGCGGUCCAGGGUAUACUGGGAGACUCCAUCACCGACUCCCUUACGGGAAGUAAGAGCCUAAGCACGACCAGAUGGCUCGCACAGAAGCACGGUAUCAAGAGUCAGAGGUGGAUGUAUUUCUCCUACUACUUUCCAUUUCUGAAAUGGAUUCGCCAAUACCGGUGGCAGUGGUUGCGGGGAGAUAUUCUGUCUGCUUUGACAAUGGCUUCCUUUUAUAUCCCAAUAUCUCUGUCUCUCUCGUCAAACUUGGCUCACGUUCCUCCGAUCAACGGCCUCUACUCCUUUGUCUUCAAUCCAUUGAUCUAUGCGUUCCUCGGAAGCUGUCCUCAAAUGGUGGUUGGACCCGAGGCCGCAGGCUCACUUUUGGUCGGCCAAGUUGUCAAGGCUUCUAUCGAUCGUGGACAUUCAGGAGAUGAUAAUUCCAGGCUCAAUGCAGAGAUCGCUGGGGUUGUGACAGCAAUAGCGGGCUCGGUCAUCUUUAUCGCAGGACUAUGUCGGUUGGGAUUUCUCGACAGUGUGCUCAGUCGACCAUUCCUUCGAGGAUUCAUCAGUGCCAUCGGUUUUGUGAUUCUUGUUGACCAGCUUAUUCCUGAACUUGGUCUUUCAGGUGUCCAGCAGGACAAUGAAGUUGCUCAUGGAAGCAGUGCUCAGAAAUUGGCUUUCUUAGUCAAGAAUAUUGGCCAUGCUCAUGGACUGACCACGGCUGUGUCAGCAACAAGUUUUGUAAUUAUAAUGGUCUUUCGCACACUUAAACGUACUUUACAACCACGGUAUCCGUCGGUGGCCUAUUUUCCAGAUCGUUUCAUUGUCGUCGUUCUUUCAGCCAUUUUUACGUGGGCCUUCGCUUGGCACAAAAAGGGUCUGUCGAUUUUGGGCGAUAUAAAAUCAGACGCAGGAUCAGCCAUCCCAUUUCACUGGCCUUUCCAAUUCAGCCAUAUGAUUCAUAUUGAUACGGCUCUGAGUACAUCGUUCUUGAUCGCCCUUCUGGGAUUCUUCGAGUCCUCUGUGGCUGCUAAAAGUCUUGGAGAAGGGACUUCUGGCCUUAAGAACAUGACUUUGAGUGCCAAUAGGGAAAUGGUCGCCUUGGGGGCGGCUAACAUUGUUGGAGGUUGCUUCAUGGCUCUACCUGCCUUUGGCGGAUAUGGGAGAAGUAAGGUCAAUGCAUCCACUGGCGGAACGACACCUAUGAGUAGCAUCAUUUUGAGCAUGCUAACACUGGUAUGUGUCUUAUACCUAUUGCCAUACUUCUACUACAUUCCCAAAGCGGUGUUGUCGGGAAUGGUUUCAGUAGUGGCGUACUCACUCAUCGAAGAGUGUCCUCACGACAUCAAGUUCUUUUUCAAGAUUCGAGGAUGGACUGAGUUGUUCUUGAUGUUUGUUAUCUUUGUGGCAACUGUUUUCUAUUCUCUCUCCGUCGGCAUUGCGUUGGGCAUUGGACUCUCUUUACUACAACUCAUCAGGCACGCCACUAAACCUCGGAUACAAAUUUUGGGCAAAAUUCCUGGCACGACCAACCAAUUCGAAAACGCUGAACUGAACCCCGAAAACAUCGAGUACAUCGAAGGUUGUCUAAUUGUAAAGAUUCCUGAACCUCUGACAUUUGCAAACACCGGGGAAUUGAAGACGCGUCUACGGAGGCUGGAACAAUAUGGUACGAACAAGGCUCAUCCAUCGUUACCUCGAGUCCGACUCGAGGAGAAUAACAGAAACGUCAUCUUUGAUGUUCAUGGUGUCACCAAGAUUGAUGGAUCGGGGACGCAGGUGUUUGCAGAAAUAGUGGAGGAAUACGUGAAGAGAGGCAUUCGAGUUAUUUUCUGCCGCUUACCACACCGGAGGAGCAAGGUAUUCUUAGCAUUUGAGAGAGCGGGCAUUGUAGACCUCUGCGGAGGAAGAGGUCAUUUCGUGGGCAGUGUCGAGGAAGCUCUACGAUUAUCGGAAGCGGAAGACAUGGAGCGAUAUAUCGAGGAACGCGCCGAUCAUGAUUAUCGCAGAGAUACACAAUGGUAG